This is a messenger RNA of Loa loa (African eye worm), 885 nucleotides long. RefSeq lists its product as hypothetical. Gene Ontology annotation, cellular component: nucleus. Lineage: Eukaryota; Metazoa; Nematoda; Chromadorea; Rhabditida; Onchocercidae. The record is from RefSeq and is a predicted model, not a curated record. Gene Ontology annotation, molecular function: ATP-dependent H2AZ histone chaperone activity. Bases 1 to 885 code for a protein of 294 amino acids. Gene Ontology annotation, biological process: chromatin remodeling; regulation of DNA-templated transcription. The transcript is spliced from 6 exons.
AUGAAAAAAGAGCCUGAAGGUGAGGAAGAAUUGGAAGAAGGAGCAGAACAUGCGAAAGUUGGUGGUGAUAUCGAUGGCAGUGACGACGAUGAUGACAGUGGAACUAGCAGCAGUGGGGAAGAAAAUGUUGAGCUUAUGGUUACUAGUCGUGAAAAACGUCCCAAUGCUGGUAAUAAGAUGGCGCAGUUGUUGGAAUCCGCCGAACAAGAAGAUGAAUUCUACAGAAACACGUAUGAUGGUAGAUUUCUUGAGGAUGAUGUCGAUGAUGCAUUCGAGUCACCAGUGGAAUCGGAUCAUGAUGAAGUAGAUUCUGACUUCGAUCAUCCUGAGGAAGAGGAUGAACCAAUUAGCGAUGCAGAAGAAGAGCCCAAACGACGGAAACGGAAAACUGGUUAUAAGCCCUUCAAAAAGAGCUUUGCUAGAAAAAACAAAAAAUGGGUAAUGGCACGAAUGGGUUGCCUUACUGCAGCUGCCAAUGCCGUCAGUCCUGAAACUCAGGCGCAAUAUUUGGAAGAAGCCAAGGAAACAGAACGGAAAAACGUUGCAUCAUUAAAGAAAUACGAGCAGUUUGAGCUGGAAAAGAAAAAGAAACGUGAAAAAACAAAUGUUAUCCGCAAACUGAAACCACCCUACAUUAGCAUUACGGAUGGCCCCAAUGGCAAAUGGAUGAUUGUUCCAGAUAUCAAAAAAUUUGUGAAACCGGAAAGAGUGGUAAAACUCCUUUGUUGCGUAACAUCACGUCCAGCAAAAUAUCGUGACCCAUUAACUGGUUUGCCAUUUGCAACACCUGAGGCAUUUAAACUUAUUCGAGAAAAAUACGCAGAAUAUUUGAAAAGUAUGCCUAAUCAUCCAGCAGUGAAAGCAUGGCUCUCCAAGAAAUGUUAA